CAGGUUGUAGUCGUCAGCGCGCGCGUCCACUUUCCGUCGCGCGCGCUUCAUCUUCCACUUGGCGUAAUUGCUGUGCUCGUUGUCACGGGUUUGCAGAGGCAAAAAAGACUACCGGUGCGCGCGGCAGGUCAGCAAUGGUCAGAGGCUCAGAACUGAAGGUGGACAUCUGAGACAAUACCAGACAGUAGGCUCAGCUGGGGCAUGCGCAUCACUGGAAGGCGGGUAGUGGUGGCAGCUAGCUGCUUGGCUGCUCUUUUCCUCUUGGCUCACUUGUGCCAGCAUGCUCUUGACUGUCAGGAGAGAUACAGGCCUCCGGCAGUGAUGAAACCUGAACAGAAUGGCAUCUCACUCAUGGACUGGCAGCAUGUUGAAUACCAUUACAGUAAGGACAUGCCACUUAUUUUUGUGGGUGGAGUUCCUCGUAGUGGCACAACUUUAAUGAGAGCUAUGUUGGAUGCACACCCUGAAAUCCGGUGUGGUGAGGAGACCCGCAUCAUUCCACGUAUACUAGCUAUGAGGCAUUCAUGGAGCAAAUCAGAAAGAGAGAAGAUGCGCCUUGAUGAGGCAGGAGUUACUGAUGAGGUCUUGGACUCUGCAGUGCAGUCCUUUAUCUUAGAAGUGAUAGCCAGACAUGGAGAACCAGCUAAAUUUCUGUGCAACAAAGACCCGUUCACACUUAAGUCAUCACUCUACCUCUCCCACCUUUUCCCUAAUUCCAAAUUUUUGCUUAUGAUUCGGGAUGGAAGAGCAUCUGUUUACUCAAUGAUCAGCCGAAAAGUAACUAUUGCCGGAUUUGAUCUAAAUAGUUAUAGGGACUGCCUCACCAAAUGGAACAAAGCAGUUGAAACCAUGUACACUCAGUGUCUUCAGGUUGGGCCUUCUAGAUGUAAGCCAGUUUUCUAUGAGCAGCUGGUUUUGCACCCACGUAACUCCAUGAAGGACAUUAUGGACUUUUUGGGCAUUCCCUGGAAUGAAGCUGUGCUACACCAUGAAGAGGCCAUUGGUAAACCUGGUGGUGUCUCUUUAUCCAAGAUUGAAAGGUCUACAGACCAAGUGAUCAAACCAGUUAAUCUUGAAGCUUUGUCAAAAUGGGUUGGACACAUUCCAACAGAUGUGAUUCAUGAUAUGGCACAUAUAGCACCUAUGCUAAGCCAGCUCGGCUAUGAUCCUUAUGCCAACCCUCCAAACUAUGGCAACCCGGACCCAGCAGUUGUCAAUAACACUCAGCGGGUAAUGAAAGGAGAUUUUAAAAACCCACCAUACUUGAAAAGAUCUCAUCAGGUGCAGCAGAACAUAUCAGUAUCUCACAGUUGAAACAUUGCUGUAAUGGUGCUGCAGCUAGCCAUGUUAGAGCCAAUAAAUCCUGCGAGACAGCCCCACCACACCAUCUAGAGCGAUGCCUGGAUUGUGUGUAUUUACAUAACCUGUAUGCUUUUGCAUAUGAUGCCACUAAAUACCUUUGGUUUUACUUUUUAUCCUCAAGUGCACAUUGGAACUCUUCAAAAAAAAAAUGCAUGGCUCUCUGCGCAACCUGCUACUGAUUUAAAUAGAGAGGCCUGUUCAAAUACAACAUAUGGAAGAGGACUUGUGAAAAAAGGGACAGAAAAGUAGACCCCCUGCCAAUUAAGCAGUCCCCUUUGAGAAGUGUCCAGGAAUGUUUGGUGUUCUUCAAGAUUUGGAAUCUCCUGCAGUUUCUUGCAAGCCACUUUAGGGAGCCAAAAUGAUGAGCGUAUUCCUCAUACCUUCAAAGAGACGGUCACUUAGAGGCUUUGGGGUCUGAAAGUCUGGAGAAUGUUUGGCUUUGAGAUACAGUGACAGCACGUUGAAGCCAAACACAAAGAAUGGACCUCUAUGGAAAACCCCAGCAUUAAUCUGUUCCACAGUAGAGGAAUGCCUACUGAAAGAUCUUUGUCUUCAAACCUUGGUGUGUGCCCGUCAGUGUUAAACAGCACUAGAGUUUUACAAAAGCUGUCAGAUGCUGAACUUGGGGGUCACUGGCACAGUCUCGGGAGUGACUGGACUUAACACGUUACUUCUGCAGCCAAUUGGGCAGUUGGGUUCUUUCCCAUAGAUAUCUGUGGUUUGGGAACACUGGGUGUUAAGAAUUUUAUAAGAAGAAAAAUAUUUGAAACGUUUAUUCUGUUUUAUUUCAUUUAAUUGUUUUUAAUCUACGGGUAAAAUUAACUAAUUGUGCCAUAAUUAUUAUUUGUUACACUGAAAUGUUUGUACAUUUUAAUUGUACUGUAUAUUCUAAUUAUAUUUCUGUGCAGUAAAAGUGCAUUUUUUAUGAGAAAGUGAAAAUAUAUUUUGAUAUAAAUAUGUGAAUUACAGUACUGUAUUAAGAAGAAUCUACCUGUACAUAAUAUGUAUUUUACUUUAGAUCAAUGCAUUGAUUAAAUUAUGAUUGUGCCUUGAAUUUUGCUUAUUUUUUAAAUCCCAAAACAUUUAAUAAAGUAAUGCUUGCACUAGGCGGGCUCACUUGAUGGUCA
Polypterus senegalus (gray bichir) is the source of this 2489-nucleotide messenger RNA. Its product is annotated as protein-tyrosine sulfotransferase 2-like. Gene Ontology annotation, cellular component: Golgi apparatus. The record is from RefSeq and is a predicted model, not a curated record. Gene Ontology annotation, molecular function: protein-tyrosine sulfotransferase activity. Gene Ontology annotation, biological process: peptidyl-tyrosine sulfation. Bases 202 to 1314 code for a protein of 370 amino acids. Lineage: Eukaryota; Metazoa; Chordata; Cladistia; Polypteriformes; Polypteridae. The transcript has 6 exons.